Messenger RNA from Chiloscyllium plagiosum (whitespotted bambooshark), 4097 nucleotides. NCBI's taxonomy places the organism in Eukaryota, Metazoa, Chordata, Chondrichthyes, Orectolobiformes, Hemiscylliidae. The record is from RefSeq and is a predicted model, not a curated record.
CAUGGCUCCAACAAACACUCUCUCCGGCCAGACUUGCUCCUGGGUUUUUCACAUCUGAGUGAUUCAGCGUCUAUCCAGCACGUUUGUCUUCUGCUGUUAAAUAACUGUGGAGCAAUGGGAGAUCUGUACAAAGUGUCUGCUACACCAAGAGUCCAGGCUUUGGAGAAAGAACUGGCUGGAGAUCUGGCAGAACUGAAGCAAGAAAUUGAAGAAAAUGAAAUAUUACAGGGGACAUCUACACGACCUUUCAGUUCCGUUUAUAUACCGAAGGACAUUUCUUAUUUCAGGAAGGAACGUGAACUGGUCCUGAAGAAAGGUUUGAAGGUGGCUGAAGCAAAACCACUUUUAAUUCAGGCAGAUGUUAUGCAGAGAGAGCUGGAGAGCUGUCUACAGCUGGAGUACACAGCUGAUAGUUUACCUCUUCUCCUCCAUCAGUUUUUCACAGAUCGGAUCCACCAGUUAGUGCAAUGCAAAUAUCUGCACAUGCUCAGAUGGAAACGAUUUUGUCAGCAUACAAACAUCAGUGAACAAAUUUAUCCACUAUAUAAGAAACAAAUUUCUCAUAUUAUGAAGGAGUAUGAUGACGCUGUUCAGAGAGCUCGAAGGCUUUCAGCAGCUAGAGAACAUUUUUUAACAGAUACAGGGAGCGCCAGUAAGUCUGUGACCCAAGAAGAUGUGAUUAUCUACCUUCAGUGGCUGGUGUGUCAUUUGCACUCUCUGACAACUAUCCAUGACUAUUUAAGGGUGUUACAGUACCUGCCUAUGUCUCACAAUAUUGAGGCAGCAUCUGAGAAGCUUUCUGAAGCAGAUGAUGAAGAUAAAGGCAGCACCAUAACAUUGCUCUCCUCCUUACGUACUCCUACUCGUCCCAGUACAGCUUUCUCCAGUGUCUCUGGAUCAGCUGGUAAGGAAUCAAAUGUACGAAGAAGCCUACACAAAGAAGGAAAAACUUCUAUUCUCUUAUCAUCAGCUGGAGCCCAUACCGUCUCGAUCUUCAACAAAUACUCCACUGUCACAGGCUUGGAAGACGUGUUUGAUUUUGAAGUUAACCUUUGUCUUCCUGUACACAAGCUGAACAUUGAAGAGUUUAAACCUCAGCUUCAGUACCUUCUUUGUCAUUUUGGCAUUGAAUAUGAUGUGGAUGAUAUCAAAAACACUGCUAAUGAAAUGGAGCUAUUCACACUGGUGAAUCAGAAAUUCAGGGGCAUAUUUAGCAAGGAAGAAACAAUGAAGACUUUUCCAGUUUAUGAUGCUUUUGAGUCCAGAACAGAACACUGGGGAAUAAAAGGUCCAAAUAUGGCCCUGAAGAAAGAAGCAAAUUGGAUUCCAUUUAUAAAGAUCAAACCGAAACAAGACCCUUGGCAGCAAAAAAUCAUGACGCAACUGAAGCAGAAGAAGGACAUGGAUGAAAUUCUACGAUUGCAGUCCCAGAUUUUUCAAGUUUCUGACCCAAACCACGUGAUGGAUGUUCUUCGUCAGCAUGCAGUGACUGUACAUGAGCCAUACACUAUGCAACCUUUGGCUGUUACUUCAGAUCAUGUGGGUCAACGCACAAGUUAUAUUUGGAAUAGAAUCUAUGGAAAUGCCAAGCUUUAUCAAGAGCCAAGAUGUAAAGACAAUGGUUCGCCUGUGGAGAUUAAUGACCGGGAGGUGGAGAACACUUGUCAAAGCAAACGUGUUGCCAGUGUACUUACUUCUAAAAAGAACACAGAUCAAGGCUAUAACUACACUGGCACGCUGCAGCUGCUGGGAUUGGAGGAAGGAAACGAGGAGAAUGUGAAAGAUCCAGUGAUGACAAAGGGGGCUUAUCUGUCUCUCCUCUACCUUCGCCACUUGAGGAUUAGGGAGCUUCAGCGAGUCUGUUUAGGAAUACUGAACUACUUCAGAUCCAUUGAACGGACUCUGACUAUCAGCAUCUGCGGCCUGACCCUGAACAGGGACCGGUUGGUUCGCACUGCAGCAGACACGUGUUGGAUAAAUGCAGCAAAAGGAGGCUUGGGGGUUGGAGAUGGCAUGGGCUCACACUCUUAUUUAUAUAACACGCCUGCAGAUUACAAGAGGUGUGUCACUGAAUUUAUGGAGUUCUCAGAGAUCGAUAACCAUGAUGAUUUCUACACAAGUGAAGAGGGUGUCAUUCACACUCAGGAUCAGCGAGGAAUUUAUAUCGUCUAUGAUGUGGCCAUAAAGGAUCUAACAGAGUUAGAAAACCAGUUGCUACUCCUUGCAACCCAAUAUAUUGAGAAAGGUCAGAGGACUUGUCAAGUUUCCCCUGUGGGAGGAUCACAGUGUGGGGAUAAUGAUCUUCCAACCUGGGCCCACUUGACUGUCGAUCGCUUUGCUGUUUUGUUUGAUCUGUGGAGGUGUGAAGCAGCAUUUCUGGAGAACAAACGACAGCUGUUGGACAGUUAUUUUGAAGCCUAUCAGCAUGUUUUUGAUGUGGAAGAGCGAUUUGCCUUGGCCCAAGUUAUUGCAGACAUUAUGCACAAACGCCCACGGUUCAAUUUGAGCAGUGAGUACUUUGUGAAGACCUAUCAGGCUGAAUGUACUUGUUUGAAGCUUCACUUACAACUUAUAAGUGACAUUUUGAACAAACAGAUAGAUGAGCAGCGAGAAUAUGUACAGAGGAUUUGGAGGGAUGGUGGACGGAUGGAGAUGGGUGUUGAAUUUGGCCUACCCCUUAAUAUCAUUGCUAAGCAACCAGUUGCCAUUAACAACAGUUGUCCUGCCUUGAAAAGGAUUUAUUUGUUGGAAUUUCAUCCAUCACUGGGAUUGGCCUCCCGUAUUCUGAAUACAAUAGAACGUGCUUACUGGGAGCUGCAUCACAUUCACAGACCGAAGACAGCUGAUGAGUGCAUUAGUCUAGAGAAACAAGUUCUUAAUUUGGCAUUAGAAAAAUGGGUGGCCAUGGAAAAGAUGGAGUCAUGCUAUAGUCUCCAGGUUCAAAAGGAUUUGUUUUCGGGAGUGUUCAUCGAUGAUCCGCUCUUUGUCAGAGACGUUGGGCUUUCCUUCAUGAAAGAUUCAGGCGAAGUUGAAAGUAGACCAGGAGCAGCAAAUCAAACCUUUAUGUUGCAUACAUUCUGCAGGCUUUUGGAGAUCAUCACACUGCGCCAUCGUUUGAUAGAGGCUGCAUCUGAAACUGCCUUGUUAGCUCGAUUAUACAAGUCUGCUGCAAUGCAAAUGGGUUUCGAGGAAUUCCAUCUCUACUUGCGGCCUGUACAGUUUGAACUCGCAGCCUAUAAACAGAAAGCUGAUCAGCCCCCUCCCGUAUUCAUUACAAGUUUGCUUGAAGACAGCAGUAAUGUUGACAGAUAUGUUCCCUCAAGCUUGUUAUUAGCAAUCCAGGAAGUUGAUGAAAAUCACAUAGGAAAGUUCAGUUUUCGCACCAAGGAAGCUAUUCUUCAGCUGCUGGCGAGGAACGGUGUGGAUAACUUGCAGGUGGCCUUAGCCUGUCAGACAGUGCAGAAAAAUUCCCUAAUUGCGGCAGUGCAGCAGGCUCUGUUCUCUCUCAAGGAGAAAGCUGCCCAUUCCCUGGAUUCAAAGGAUGGAACGACAAGUUACAGGAGUCAGGACAACUUGGCCAGUGCAAGUUUCUGUAGCACUGCGGGAGAAUUGGACAGCCAACAACUCACCUCCUCACUCGGAAUUCCCCGCACAUUCGUAAAUCGGAAGCAGCUGCUUUCUACCAAGAAAAGAGCCCCAGAGGCAUUUGUUUCAAUCCAACUGGAGAAACUAGGCCCCCGUGACAUGAUGUUGAAUGAGUUUAUUAAUAAGAAGAGCAGCGCAGGGCCGCUGAUGAAAAACCCUGAGGAAGUGGAAAAAAUCAAAAGACAGUUAAUUCUUGUCUACUGCCACAGGUUUCAUGAGCGUGUGUCACAGUGCUCUCUGCGAGGACAGAUCAUCGCACACUACAGGGGCCUACUGGCAUUACUGCAUGACUUCCCCACUACCAAGAAAACCUAUUUUGUGUUGGGCCAGCCUCAAGAAAAGAAGGGAGAGCAAGACUCAGAGCUAGGUCUGAUUUCUGAUCCAAGGUUCUGAACUUCAGGAGAUUCAGGCUCAGGUCGAUGAUCUUUCCAAUCCACGAGACCCUGCCUCAG